AUGAUGGCUGCCCAUGAGAUUGACGAAGCUUUAGCUUCGUUAGAUAUGCUUAUGUCGGAGUUUUUUGCCCCAGCAACAAGUAACUACAGAAAGAGAGAGAUUGAGAGUAUGCUCGAGAACUUCUCUCACCGCAGUGACUCCUGGAAACAUUGUUUAUUAUUUUUACAAAAAUCACAGAACCAAUAUGUUUUGAUGUUCACAUUGACUACUCUAGAGAAUAUUAUCAAUAGACAAUGGAUAAGCCUGCCAGAUAAUUAUAAAACAGAAAUACGAUUGACAUUAUGGAAUGAGCUGUUGGCUAAACAUGAAGUAAUGGUGUAUUUUAUCCGAAACAAGCUAGCUUCUCUUAUGGUAUCUAUUGCACGGUAUGACUGGCCUCAUUUAUAUAAUGACUUCUUCAGUAAUAUUGUUGAGUUAAUAAGAUGUGAUGGGCGGCGUUGUCUAUUAGGACUGGUGUUGGCCCAAGCUGCAAGUGAAGAACUUGGGGCAGCUCGUGAUACAGGUGUUCUGCUACCAUCACAGCGGCGAAACCAACUUGAACGUCUUAUGUUAAAGGGAAUGCCACAGUUACUUAAUGCACUUAGUGAUAUUUUAGAAAAAAAUUCAGAGAAGGAAGGUCAAUCAAAUCCUCCACCUUCUCCAACUAAUGGUUUACCACAGACAUCUGCAUUACCUGAUCUCUUAGCUAAUGCCCAUGAUGUUACUUCUACAGAUAAAGCUCUGAAUAUGGAGAUAGUGGUGAAGUGUCUCACAACUCUUCAACAUUUAUUCUCAUGGUUGCCAUUAUCAUCACAUGUACCCCCAUCUUUAGUUACUACUGUUUUCUAUUGGGGCAGUAUAGCUACUCAGUCACAGAGUGCGGAGGCGGCGCUGUGUGGGCUGGGCGGCGUAUGCGAGCUGCUGUACAGGCGCUACGCCCCGCCCUCGUCCGCCGCCACUGCCCUGCGCCUGCAGCACUGCGCACUACGCUUGCUGCGACAUCUCACACACAAUCAUGCACACAUCUUGCAUGCGAACCACGAUUACCUUAACAAGUUAGCAGAGUUCCUAAAAUUAUUUAUAUCAUUGCAUUUCAAGAGACUGGAAGCUGAACCAGAAUUUGAUGCCAUUGAUUUUUUGUCAUAUCUAUUCCAAUAUACAUUCCAGGUGCCUACAUGUGCUAUUUUUGUAAAUUGUUUAGAUGUAUGGAUACAAUUUAUAGACAUUUUAAAGCCAGAAGAUACACCAAAGUAUUGGGAAGCUUUACAAGCGGUGGUCAAUGGUGUGUUGAACAAAAUACAGUUUCAGCACAAUAAAGCGCAACUACAACAUCUCGAUAACGACGUGUGCGACGAUGACGGCGAGACCGAAUGGCAAACGUUCCUGAAACAUUGUAUUGAAUGUAUCGCUCGGGUUGCGGAUUUGGCGCCUUUAGAUGUUUUCACAGUAGUGUUGGAGCGAUGGCAAUGUCUCGCAGGUGUGCACGCUCGAGCGGCGGGACGUGGUGGUGAAGGCGAACGGCUACUGGCUGCACUGUUGGACCUCGCUACACUCACGCGAGUCCUGGGCAGAUUGGCGCCGGCUCUGUUAGCCGAGACGGAGAGCAGUCGUCGGUCGCGCGGCUGGUCGCUGGGCGCCACCCUCAUCGAGCGCUGCGGAGCAGCGCUGGCGGGCGCGGCGCUAACGCGGCCCCAUCGCACGCAACAGCAUGCGCACUAUGCGCACGCGCAUAUGCAGGUACACGCGGAGAUGUUUGCGUGUAUGGGUGCCUGGUGUUGUUACGCGAGUGAGUGCGGCGUGCCCGUUCAAACUAUGGAGGGCCUGUUCUCUUCUGCAGUACCAUUUCUUCUACCACAUGAAAUACCAGAACCACCACUUCUGAGUCACGCAGCCGCACACUUGUUGCUGAGUCUGGCGAUGAACGUUAAGUUUAACACGGACCCGAUAGCGCUAACCGGAGAUCUGUAUGAGCAUGCUCAAAGAUCUUUGCAGUACCUCGAAACUAAGACAGCGGGCGUGGUGCGCGAGGCGCUGCUGGUGAUGUCGCUGCGCGUCGGGCCGGGCGGGCCGGGCGGGGCCGCGGGCCGCACGCUGCUGUGCGCGUGGGGCGCGGCGCUCACAACCGCGGGUCCGGCGCUCGCGCUGCCGCCGCUCACUCAGCUGCUGCGCGCCUUCUGCUCGGCCAACACUCAGUACAAGAAGGUGAUAGCGGAGGGAGUACAAAACGCGGCUGAGACAGCACUGCGUAUGUUAUGUGAACCAUCUUUCGCAAAUGCCGAACAAGAAAUUACCGACUUCUUUUUUGCCCUAUUCACGGCGCUCCUACCACAACUUGGCAAUUUUGCAUACACCGCAAUCGACGUGUUCUUAGAGGUUGCACAAAGGGGCGGCGGCGAGAGCGGGCUGGAGCGGCUGGUGGAGUGCGUGCGGCUGGGCGUGGAGGCGGGCGGCGGCGCCGUGCUGGUGCGCGCCGUGCUGGAGCUGCUGCAGCGCCACGUGCUGCCGCGCGCGCCGCUGCACUCGCCCGACCUCACGCGCGCCGCGCACCGCCUGCUCGCCAGCGUGCUGAUCGACCGUUGGCGUUACUUCUUCCCUAACAAGUGCGAGGAGGCGGAGAGCGAACGUCGUACGGACGAGCUGCGCGCCGCUCUGGCCGCCUUAGGCCGAGCUCUGUUACAGUCCGACAUCGAACUACUCAGGCACACUAUAGAUACCCUUGACGUUCUCAAUUCGAGGUGGAAGUUGUAUCAUAAGGUAAUAUUCCGCAAUGAGUUUCUGGGCGAAUUUCUGUCAGUGUUACUGGCGGGACUGGCGGAAGGAGGAUGGCGCGCGCUCGUGCGCGAUGAAGUGACGGCCGCAGUUCACGCGAUGGCCAUGGUGGACUUCCCCACAUUCCGCACAUCGUUCCUACCGCAUUUCUUGAGUUCUCUCCCAGGAUUGUCUCCAGAACAUCAACAUCACUUGGCGCAGUUUCCACCUGAUACGGAUUUACCAACAUUCACCCAAAAUAUCCAGCGUCUGAUGAACGACGUAAACUGUUAUCGAGCGUAUAGUACGCUCGCACCGGUACAAAUGGCCACCUAG
Molecule: messenger RNA, 3063 nt
Organism: Arctia plantaginis
Lineage: Eukaryota; Metazoa; Arthropoda; Insecta; Lepidoptera; Erebidae
Source: the annotation of a GenBank genome assembly